AUGCUGUUCUUUUGGACGUUUCCUGCAUCUUAUUGCUAUAAGAUGUGAGCAAUGGGUAUCAUUUCUUCAAGCUGCAUCACAUUGUUGAUCUUUGUUAAAGUAUCAUCUUGCUACUUAGGAAUUGAAAUAGAUCAGAAAUUACUUUUAUUCUCUUGAAUACUGCAGAUGGGAGGAAGUAGGGUUUUGAUAAUAGGAGGAACUGGUUACAUUGGUAGACAUGUGACCAAUGCAAGCCUUGCCCAAGGUCACCCCACUUUCCUCCUUGUUAGAGAAAUCACACCUUCCAACCCUGAAAAGGCCCAGCUGCUAGAGUCCUUCACAUCCAAAGGAGCAACUCUGGUUCAAGGGUCCAUAGAUGAUCAUGCAAGCCUUGUAGCAGCACUGAAGAAGGUGGAUGUAGUCAUUUCAACAUUGGGUGCACCACAGAUAGCAGAUCAGUUCAAUCUAAUCAAGGCUAUCAAAGAAGUUGGAACUAUCAAGAGGUUUUUCCCAUCAGAGUUUGGGAAUGAUGUUGAUAAGCACCAUGCAGUGGAGCCUAUGAAGAGUAUGUUUGACUUGAAAAUCAAACUUCGCCGGACUAUUGAGGCAGAAGGCAUUCCACAUACAUAUGUUGUUCCACAUUGUUUUGCAGGCUACUUUCUUACUAAUCUUGCACAGCUUGGGCUAGCUGCCCCGCCAAGGGAUAAAAUUGUUAUUUAUGGAGAUGGAACUACCAAAGCUGUAUAUAUGAAGGAAGAAGAUAUUGGGACAUUCACAAUCAAGGCAGUGGAUGAUCCAAGGACCUUGAACAAGACCCUCUACUUGAAGCCUCCUGCCAAUACUAUCUCCACCAAUGAUCUCGUAGCCCUUUGGGAGGCGAAGAUAGGGAAGACUUUGGUGAAGGUCUAUCUAUCUGAGGAGCAGGUUCUUAAACUACUCCAAGAUACACCAUUUCCAGGGACUUUUAUGGUAUCCAUUUUUCACACCAUUUAUGUGAAAGGAGAUCAAACCAAUUUUCAGAUUGGACCUGAUGGGGUUGAGGCCAGUGCGCUGUACCCAGAUGUGAAAUAUACAACUGUUGAAGAGUACAUCAGUGCAUUUGUAUGAAUCAUAUGAGAUGAUAAAAGUUUAUAUGAUUGAAUAAGUUUUCCUAAGUGCUUGGAAAACCACUGAAUGAGUUUUGAAAUGUACAGGAGCAAAUCACUGAUAAGUUUAGUAUUGUAGAAGGGUAGAUUUAGAGGCAUGUCCAUGACCUUCUCAAGUUGUAGUUGCAUUUUCUGUGAGCAAAUAAAUUUUUAGUUUCAUUUA
This is a messenger RNA of Cryptomeria japonica (Japanese cedar), 1287 nucleotides long. Its product is annotated as phenylcoumaran benzylic ether reductase IRL1. The record is from RefSeq and is a predicted model, not a curated record. Gene Ontology annotation, molecular function: oxidoreductase activity. Lineage: Eukaryota; Viridiplantae; Streptophyta; Pinopsida; Cupressales; Cupressaceae. The transcript has 5 exons. The coding region runs from base 166 to 1086 and encodes 306 amino acids.